GAAGCCGAUGAGUGCGACUGCGGGGUGUGCGACGACAGCGAUUGCUUCGGCCUCUUCGGGAUGGAGUUCGAUGAGCAGGAGCUGACUACCAUCCUCGUCUCCCUGGACUCCCAGGACGAGGAGCACAUCUUGGGCGUUUUCGCAGAGGUGACGCCCCCGCAGCGUCGCAGGACGUGGGCAGAGGCCAGGCAGCUCAACACCAACAGUCGUGUGGACAGGGAUUUCUUCGAUCGACGCAAGAACACGAAGAAGGUCACCAGGGACGAUUUCAAGAAGAGGAAGCCGUGCCGAAGUAAAGCAGAUCGCCUGAAGUCUGAGUCAUCUCGACCGGCUGCAGCCGGAAAGGGGCAGGACAAGAAACCGGUGCAGUCUUCGUUCUAUUUCAACCUGGAGCACGGGUCGAGCGCUCACUCCGGGACGAGCUGGACUGCGAUCUUCCAUGAGGCGGGCCAGGUGGGGCCGCUCAUGGACACCGCGGGCACGACGAUCGCGGGCCACGUGGGCCAGCGGUCGCCAUCUCCGGGCCAGGUGGACUUAGAGAUGCUCGCGGCGGCUACGUUGCAGGACAUGGACGAGCACUGGUGGACACGGCGGCUGGACAGGCGUUGA
Molecule: messenger RNA, 609 nt
Organism: Prorocentrum cordatum
Lineage: Eukaryota; Dinophyceae; Prorocentrales; Prorocentraceae
Source: the annotation of a GenBank genome assembly